Molecule: messenger RNA, 1893 nt
Organism: Talaromyces marneffei
Lineage: Eukaryota; Fungi; Ascomycota; Eurotiomycetes; Eurotiales; Trichocomaceae
Exons: 3
Coding region: 1-1893 (630 amino acids)
Molecular function (GO): FAD binding
Source: RefSeq, a predicted model, not a curated record
AUGGCAAAUCAAGAAAACAGAUACGAUAUCGUCAUCGUUGGCGCGGGUCCCGUUGGGAUCUUGCUGUCACUAUGUCUCUCCCGCUGGGGAUACAAGGUCAAGCACAUUGACAACCGCCCGGUGCCCACGGCCACUGGCCGCGCCGACGGUAUUCAGCCCCGCUCCAUUGAGAUUCUCCGGAAUCUGGGGUUGAAGCGUGCUUUGAUGGCAUAUGAGCCUGCCAAGGUGUACGAUGUCGCUUUUUGGGAUCCUCUCCCUAGUGGUAAGGGUAUUACCAGAACCGGAAACUGGCCUAGUUGCCCUCGUUUCAUUGACACCAGAUACCCUUUCACUGCCUUGGUCCACCAGGGUAAAAUCGAGAAGAUGUUCAUCCACGAAAUUGAAAAGGCCGGCACAACUAUUCAGCGUCCCUGGACGAUUGUCGACUUUGAGAACAGUGGAAAAGACGCAGAAUAUCCCGUUGAAGUUAGCCUCAAGUGCUUGGACACCAACGUUAUUGAAAAUGUGCGCGCAAAAUAUCUGUUCAGUGGAGAGGGUGCUCGCAGCUUUGUCCGAGAGAAGUUGGGUGUCAAGAUCAGCUACAAAGAUCAGAUCUCGUUUGUUUGGGGUGUGAUGGAUGGCGUUGUUCAGACAAACUUCCCAGAUAUCAAGACAAAAUGUACCAUUCACUCAGACAGUGGCUCAAUCAUGGUCAUUCCUCGUGAGGACAACAUGGUCCGACUAUACGUACAAAUCGCAUCUUCGACCGAUCCUGACUGGAACCCGAGGAAGACGGCCACCGUCGAGGAGGUACAAGAAGCUGCAAAGAAAAUUCUACAACCUUAUACUAUUCAAUGGGACCGAGUCGAAUGGUACUCGGUGUAUCCUAUUGGACAGGGUAUUGCUGAACAGUACACCUUGGACCACCGCGUAUUCAUGGGUGGAGAUGCUUGCCAUACUCACAGCCCCAAAGCAGGCCAAGGCAUGAACACAGCUUUCCAUGAUGCCCUCAACUUCGCCUGGAAGAUUCACGCCGUCGAAUCUGGCUUCGCCAACCGCGCUCUCCUCGAGUCAUACGAACCAGAGCGCAAGCAGAUCGCCGAGAACUUACUUUCCUUUGACAACAAAUAUGCCGCCCUCUUUUCAAAGCGUCGCCCAACUGCAGAGGAAGUUGGCAAUGCCAAAGCGGGCGAUUCUGAGGAGGACGAGUUUGUGCAGACUUUCAAGUCAUCUUGCGAGUUUACGAGUGGAUACGGAGUUGCAUACGAACCUAAUGUCAUCAACUGGGGCCCCAGCCAUCCCGCUCAGUCACAUCUGUUCGGUAUCGACGGUGCGAAGCUUGUGGUUGGCAAGGCUUUCACUCCUACCACCGUCACACGUCUCUCCGAUGCCAACAUGGUCCACCUGGAACAGGAAGUGCCCGCGAACGGCUCAUUCCGACUCUUUGUCUUUGCUGGUUCCCCAUCAAAGAGCAAGAAAGCCCUCGAGGAUUUUGCCAGCAAUAUCGAGAAGGAGAAGUCCUUCUUGUCAGUUUACCGCCGACCUGAUAUUGCCGACGUAUCCUACUUUGAACGCCACAACCCUCACUCCAAGCUCUUUACCCUCAACUUUAUCUUUGCUUCCGAGAAGAAUGGAGUUGAUCUCACAUCUCUGCCUCAACUUGUCAAGGACUACCACCAUCACAUCUAUGCCGAUGAUAUCCCUGAUGUGCGCGUUCCUCAUGCCAAAUUCCCUGUCCACGAGAAAUUGGGCUUCAAUCCUGAGCAAGGUGCUGUCGUUGUUGUCCGUCCCGACAGCCACGUUUCUUGCAUUGUUCGUCUUGUCGAGGGAAGUGGUACAGUCGAUGCAUUGAACGCAUAUUUCAAUGCCUUCUCAUCGAAGCCAUUGGGACAGGGGGCCGUUAGCCAUCUUUGA